UGUUCCCAUAGACUCAGGAGGGUUAGAAGACCCUCAUUUUGUUUUGUUGCUAGUAGGCAGUUGUACUCUAGUCAGUGGGGGCUACUGAGAAAACGCAUUGAUUCCUUGCCCUGUUUAAGAUAUUUCUUUUGUGUAGCUGUGUUGCUUAAUGCGAGGAUUGACUGUCUCAUUCCAAGACGCUGCCAUGUCAGUUUCAGUUCUCUAAGCAUCAUCAUCCUGGGAGGGCGCAGACACACAUUAUCAUUUUACUGAUGGAAAAAAUCAGGCCGUUCCACUCAGUUCAAGUACCCUUCAUUGAGGGGCUGAAAUGGGCCCUUCUAAGUCCCCUGUACAGUGGCUUCCCGCUGCUUGUCAUCCCUGGGCCCCUUGUUACCUCGAGAGAGGCCUGAUCGCCAAGGUGGGCAGGCCCAUUGCCCUCCUCCUUAGCACAGUUUGUCACCAGCACCCCACUUCCCAGUUUACAUUGUGGGGUGCAGCCACGUCUCUUUAUUUCCUCACUGUUUCUCUGACACAUCGUGGGUGUUCAGUAGAUAGUUGUCGUCUUGCUCAUUUGCGUGGACACCCAGGGCAAGAGGAAGGGACUCAAGACAUGGUCCCAGCUGGGCAGGAGCAGUCGUGAGCUCCCAGGGCAGCUGUCAGGGAGAAGGAACCACUGUGCCGCCCACACCUCUCAGGACCAUGCCUCCCUCUCCUGGCACCCAUGGGGCUCCUAGGUAGGGGUGAGAGGGUCAUGGUGACUUGUCUUGUGUGGGAGUGAAGGAGGUUCAGGCAGUGCCGCUUGGCUGUACUCCAAGGAGUCAUCGCCACAGGAGCAGAUGUCCUGGAAGGGCCUGUCCCUAAAGGACAACUUCCUGCCAGAGGUCCCUGGCCAUCACCAUGUGUCAAAGGGUGAACCAACCCUGUUCCUUUCUAGCUACAGCAUUCUCCAAAGCCAACCAUGAGGCGGGUCAUCUUACUAAGUGCCACUGACCCCGCCUCGCUGUCGUUCUGACUCCUGGACACUCGUGCCAGCUGGGGUCCCGCACCCCGGUGUGUGAGGAGUUGUUCCAGCUGCUGGAUUUAGGGGAGCACAGAUGCAGCACCUGCCCUCGCAGAGUUUGUGUUCCAGAGGAGGGCAAGCCCCACAAAACCUGCAAACAAAAUCAUUUUAAGCUGUAUAAUUAUCAUGAUGCAAUGAGGUAAGGCAAACUGGAAAGAGUUACUGGAUUCUGAUUUACCCCAUGGCCGGAGGAGGAGUCAGCUGAGUUGAGAAGAAGUGGCCACAGUGACAGGCAACGGGAGGCGUGUUCGAGAAGGGACAGUGCGUGCAGGGUUCUGCGAUCACGAGGGACAGAGCAGUGGGCAGGAUGCUCAGGGAAUGGGGAAGCCGCAGGGCGACUGUCAGCUGGUCAGCAAGCCCGAGCAGUACGGGUGCCUGGUGCUGGUGGCAGCAUUGUCCACACGAGCCCAUCGGCCACCAAACACGAAGCGAAAUAGCAUGAGGCCGUAAACAGGGACUAAGCAGGGACACAACUAUAACAUGGAGAAACCUGGAAAACAGCUUGCUCUGCAGAAGAAGCCAGACUGAAAAGGUUACAAAUUAUACGGCCCCAGCCUACAUGAAUCCUGCAGCACAGGCAGCCUCCCCACUCCAGACAGAAAACAGAUGGGUAAAUGCCAUGGAGCGGACCCAACCCACACCUCAGGCCCAGGGCUGCUAGUGGGGGGUGACAUUUCCCUUAGGGGUGAUGAAAAUGUUGGGGAAGAAGGUCAAAGUGGAGGUUCUACCCCAUGUGAAUGAACUAAGUGCCACAGAAUUGUGCGCUUUAAAGUGGUUUCUAUUCUGGCGUGUGAAUCCCAUCACAGUUCAGGAAGAGAUAGGAGGUGCGACUUGGCCGGACAAAUGCAAGGUGUGGUGGGGUGGGAGGCGAGUGUGUAAGCUGGGCACAGCAGCAGGGAACGGACCUGUUUUACCUGCUCCUGUGGAAGGAUCCUCUUCCAGUCCUUCCCCAGCCCACUCCCUGCACGCUGCCGCCAGAGAUGAGCAUGGGGCGGUGUGCACAGCCACAGAGCCACACCUGGCCAUGCCCACUCGGGGCUCCAGCAGGGACACCGAGAACCCAGUUAGGAUGUCUUGGAGGAGGUCCUGCGGUCCUCCUCUGACCAGGACGACUGUGACCAGCCGGAGCCCUUCCUGCUUGUGCCACCUCAGUCCUUACUUGGCACCUGUGCCCUCCCCGCCCGGUGCCUCCAUCUCCUUUCCUCAGCUGCGGUCCUUUGGUACAGGUCUCAUUUUUCCUCCCAGCGCCCCUUUUCUGUUUACCUCUCCACUGGUGCAAGCCUCCUGGUGUCACGGCAAAACUGGAACCUUUCCCCAAGCCCCCAGAUUUUCUCCCGCACUUGUUAGUGCAGAUUACUUACCCUGAUUGACGAAUUUCAUUUUGGCAGAUUUAUACAUGCAUGUAACAUACUGUAUUCAUUUCUCCCCGAACAUCCUCUGCCCCACCCCAGCUUCACAUUUCAGUGGGGCACGAGGCGUAUAAGGCAUUUGGAUCAUAUUCAUCCGCCAUUACCCGCCCUUAUACUCCUCCUUCCUCUUCCUCCCAACUAGCAAUGCUCUGCCCUUGACUUUAUCGUGUUUUUUAGAGCUAACCCCCAAAUUUUAUGGAUAAAUGAGGAGUUCACAGAAGAACUCUAUGGCUGACCCAGGUCAUUUGUGGCAAUGGCUCCUUCUUGUUAAAAGCCACCAGGUCAUCAGGGCGUCGCCCUGGUCCCGUCCCCCACACGUGUGUUCCUCCUGGCGGUAUAUCAGCCUGUCCAAGAAACCGCAUGCUGUUUUAAUUGCCCCCAGCAUGUAGCUGUAGUCCUGUGGAGUACUAGCUGUCGCUUGGUCCCCCGACAUCACCCUGGGAAUUGAGGUAUGGCUUUGCCCUCCAAAGGUUCAUGGUCCUUUGGGGACUAGGAGCUUCCUCAGCUCUGUUUCUGUAGUUUUCUGUAUUUCCAGAGAAACCAUGUUUUCCCAAGUACCAAGAAUUCAACCUCUAGUAUACUCUGCUGGCUCCCUCUUUGACUUGGAGCUAUGGCAUUUUCCAGAACCUUCUAUGUAUGAAGUGCAGUGAGGUGUGCUUUCUUACUGUGAGGCAGGAAGUGUAGUUAGCCUGCUGGGGAUUUAAGUAGCACAGGCCUCAGGGCCGAGACAUCCUGCCCAGGGGGACACCAUAGGUGAUGUACAACACAGCUCUGUUCCUGGCUGGACAGCUACCUCUGACCUGACCACAGAACCUGGGUCCCUCGGCCACAGCGGCAAUGCCUCCUUGCCCCACCCAGCGGGAAGAAGGAUUUAGGGAUGAGCCAGCUGUGUAUCCCUGGAAACCAACCUCCAUCUGUCUAGAAAAAAAAAUUCAUAAGGUUCCUCCACUCCCCUAAGUCCCACAGAGGAAAACCAAAUAGGGCAAGGUGGAAGGAGAACCAGGAUGAAAUGUCUACGAUUUCAAAUAGAAUCAUCUGGGAUGGCCUCUCUGGGAAGGUGGCCUUUGAGUAUUGUCUAGAAGGGAGUAAAGGAAAGAGUGUUCCAGGAAGAGGGAAAGGCCCUGGGGCCGAGUGUGUGUGAAAGAUCUAGACUGGCAAGGCAGCCCCUGCAUCUGGAGCAGGGGAGAAGGGUGUAAGUCAGCAAGUGCAGAUGAACAAGGCUGAGGACUGGGCCAGCACACCAAAGGGAGCGAGCUGUACAGACUCAGCCCUGACCACAGGCAGGGUCGCCUGCCUGCUGUGUGGAGAGCAGCAAUGGCACCGGAGGAAGGACUUAGGUGCCACUGCAGAGUUUAAGGGCAGUGAUCGAGGAACCACAACACAGGUGGGAAGAAGCUGUCAGAUCCCAGACAGCUCAUCAUGGCAGAACCAAGACUUAUUUAAACCAAAAUCACAGUUGUGAAAUGCUGAUUUUAGACGGGGUCGCUGGAACGACUGAAGACACUUGCUGUAAUGGAUCACAAGGGCCAACAAGGGCCCCAGAAGUUACCCUCAGGGUUAUUCUGAGGGCAGAAUUAGGAUGCACUGGGCUGACUGUCCACAAAGGGGAGAGGAUCCCCAGCCCCUCCUGAAGCACCCCCCCCCAGGCUCUCACCCCUAGAAGGCAAAGCUCAGUGGGACGCACAGCUCCUGUGGGCAGAGCCCGGAAGGACGGAAGGACGUGCCAAACCUGCUCGUCAGCCGCUCCGAGCCCAGCCCAGGUCGGAGCCUCAGUCACUGCUGCCACGCAGGGAGAGGAAGGCCGGCGCAGAGCGUGUCCUGUGAGCAGACGGCAGAGGAAUGAUGGACAGGUAGUCACUGUCUCAGAAAGACUGGUCAUCGGAGGAGAGCCCACCCAAAUGACCUCACUUCGACUCUGUCUUCAGAGACUUAUUCCCCAGUAAGAUCGUAUUCACAGAGGUGGGGAAUGCAGCACAUCUCUGGGGACACAGCCCUCAGCACCCCAUCUCAGAUGCAUCGAUUCAGCGGUGCCCUGGAGGAGACCAGGAAUGAGCUGCUGAAGAGAAGCAGGAAAAGCUCCAACUGACCAAGAAAGGUAAGAUUUUGUGAUUUUGCUUGGGGUCAGGUUAAACAGAUGGUUCACUAGGGCUUAUGCAGAUGUGGAACCCAAAAAUGGCAAAACCUGUAGAGGUUGUUCUAAAAUGACUGAAGAAAGGGACCCGUAGUGGGAGAAGGAGUUCCUUCCAGCUCCCUGACCAGCCUACAAACCAAGACACAGCCAGCCUCUCUAAAGCAGAGGUUUCAGAGCUCCGUGGUGGGUGUGAGCCUUAUCUCAACACCGCCCUAAACGCCCCUCCGGCUCCAUGGCUGGAUUCAGAUCUAGGCAGGUGCUCUCACCCCAGCAGGUGACAUCACAGCCACCACUAGAAAGGACAGGGAAUGCCUCCCUGUCUAGCUUCUGACCAGAAAGGGCCUGCCAGACCCUCACAAAGUGUUAUUCCCUCCAUAGAGAAGAAUCACAAGUGCUCACCACACUGAUAAAAACAGUGUGCUUUCCACAUGCACAACAUCCCACAAUAUGUCUCUUGACUCUACUCACCUGACUGCCGCCUGACCCCUUCCAGGCAACACCCACCGCCAGUAGACACAGAAACACUUCUGGCUGUUGGACCCAGUAUCCAAAUGCUCAGGUUUAUUAUAGGGCAGUUUCUUGACCUUUAUUUUUUUCUUUUCUAUUUUUUGCAGUACUGGGGAUGGGAACCCAGGGCCUCACACAAGCUAGGUGUGUUAGUCAGUUCCCUGGUACUGGUACAAAAUCCCUGAUACCUGUAACUCAGAGGGGAGGUUAAUCUGGCUCAUGGUUUCAGAUGGAUUUGGUCAUAGCUGUCCCAAGGGAGAAACAGAGCACAGGAGAACAGUGCCAGAGAAGAAGGGGCCAGGGACCAAAAGCAGCUCCCAGAGUCACAGCCCCAUGACUCAUCCAGACACAGCUAGAAGUGUGCUUCCUUAUCUCCUAGGCAUCUCUCGAGCCAAUCAAAUUGACAAUCAAGAUUACCCAUCACACCACUGAGCCGCAGCCCAGCCGCUUCAGCUUUGUUUCAUUAUCACCCCCUAAGCAGUCCUUUCAGACAGCUUUUCCCUAAUAGCCUUCCCUUGAAAUACUGGUGUCAUAAAUACAUUGUAUAUUCUGUUCAUGUCCAUCUGUGCCUUGAAGGGCAUAAAACUUUCCCUAGUUCAUUGUCACCCCUUUGGAGGUCUCCUUCAAUACCCCCUUGAAUUUGGAUGUGCUAGGCCCUUCCGAAAUUUUAUGUUUGUGGGGGUGUAGGGGAUGUUCUUGGUGCUGGGAUCAAACCCAGAGCCUCGAGCUUGCCAGGCAGGUGCUCCUGACCUGACUCCUAACAUCAUGCUCAUUGGGUCAGUGAGGUUCCUGACCAGGAUCAGCAAAGGGCAAAUCGGAUCUGCUAACAUCAGUGGAGCCACUUCCUCUCUCUGUGCCACAGGGCGGGGACUUGAUCUGACACCUGACCCAAGGGUGGCUUUGCCCAUCCCUGGUUGUGAAAGCAGGACUGGGGUGGAGGCGGAGUGGGGAUACUGGGGAUGUCCACUGUGCCCUCUGAGUUGGUUGUUCCCUUUUCUUCCAACAAAUUGGGGAAGUGGAUUUGAACGCAAAUCCAGCGCCCAAGGCGUUGCACUGAUUGUCCCCUUGCAGAGCCCCGCCUGCCGAGCCAUGGCGGAGCUGUGCCGCACGGACUCCACACUCAUGGCCCUGGACGAGGACACGCUGUGGGAGCUGAUGGAGAGCCACCGCUACAAGAUUGUGCGGAGCAUCCACCCCAGCCGUCUCACGCCCUACCUGCGCCAGGCCAAGGUGCUGGGCCAGCUGGAUGAGGAGGAGGUCCUGCACAGCCCCUGCUUCACCAACAGCGCCAUGAGAGUCGGGCAUCUACUGGAUUUGCUGAAGACUCGAGGGAAGAAUGGCGCCAUUGCCUUCCUGGAGAGCCUGAAGUUCCACAACCCGGAUGUCUACACGCUGGUCACUGGCCUACAGCCCGACGUGGACUUCACCAACUUCAGCGGCCUCAUGGAGACGUCCAAACUGACUGCGUGCCUGGCCGGGGCCAUUGGCAGCCUGCAGGAGGAGCUGGCCCAGGAGAAAGCCCAGAAGGAGACUCUGCUGCAGCAGUGCCGGCGGCUGCAGGAGCGCCUGGGCUUGGCCGAGGCUCACGCCGAGGGCCUGCGGCAGCUGGAGGCUGACCACAGCCGUAUGAAGCACGAGGCCAGUGCCCACUUCCACGAGGUACUGAAGCUGAAGGACGAGAUGCUGAGCCUCUCCCUGCGCUACAGCAAUGCGUUGCAGGAGAAGGAGCUGGCCACCACGCGCUGCCGCAGCCUGCAGGAGGAGCUCUACCUGGCGAGGCAGGAGCUGCAGCGGGUGGACAUGGUGUCUUCCUGUGAAUGGGAGUUCCGAGAGCGAACCCUGAAGAUGGCCAGCACCCUGGAGUCAGGGCACGAAGAGCUGAGUCGCCUGAAGGAGGAGAACGAGAAGCUCCGCUCGCUGACCUUCAGUCUGGUGGAGAAGGACAUUCUGGAGCAGAACCUGGAUGAGGCUCUGGAGAGCAAGCAGGAGCUGGUGGCCCGCAUCCACUCGCUGCGAGAGCGGGCUGUGGCCGCGGAGAGGCAGCGAAAGCAGUACUGGGAGGAGAAGGAGCAGACCCUGCUGCAGUUCCGGAAGACGCAGGUGGACUGUGAGCUGUACAGGGAGAAGAUGAGCACACUUCAGGGCCAGGUGGCCGAGCUGCAGAAGGAGCGAGACCAGGCUUACGCUGCGAGGGACGGGGCCCAGAUGGAGAUUUCUCAGAGCCUUCUGGAGAAGGACUCCCUCCGCAGGAAAGUCUUCGAGCUCACGGACCAGGUGUGUGAGCUUCGAACUCAGCUGCGCAAGCUACAGGCAGAAGCAGAACCUGUGGCCAUGCCCAAGCAGGAAGCUGAGCCCAGGGCGGCCUGUCCACGGGGAAAGCAGAGGCUGGCGCGGAUGUACGCCGUGUGCCCUAGGGAAGACACCGACGAGUCCCACCUCUGGGAGGACCUGAGCGCCACGUCCAGCCGUGAGCCAUCCGACAGCUUCCGCUCCAGCAGUCCUGUGCCCCCCAGCCAGCAGUCCCUGUACAAGCGGAUGGCAGAGGCCUUCCGGGAAGACCCUGAGUCUUUCAGCUUCCCAGAAAUCCUGGAGGUGGACCCGGGAGUCCCUCCAGGGGAAGAUACAGAACUGGGUUACGAGAUCCUCGACAAGGCAGACCUCCCCGAGUCCGAGGGCAGCCUGCAGUACUUUUCCAGGAGCCUCAACAUAACAGAAAGCAGCAUCCCCGCCACUGUGCGGCGCAGGCCAGCGCGCAAGAUCCUGAGUCAGGUCACAGUGCUGGCGUUCCAGGGGGCCGCGCUGCUGGAGCAGAUCAGCGUCAUCGGCGGGAACCUCACAGGCAUCUUCAUUCACCGGGUCACCCCAGGAUCGGCAGCAGAUGAGAUGGCCUUGCGCCCAGGCACCCAGAUCGUGAUGGUGGACCAUGAGGCAUCAACACCCUCGUUCAAGGGCACCCUGGAGAAUAUCACCCUGGAGCAGGCGCUCAGGCUUCUCCGCAGGGUGACCGGCUUCUGCUGCCUGUCCGUGAAGGUCAACACUGAGGGUUAUAAGAAGCUGGUCCAGGACCUGGAGGCCAAAGUGGCAACCUCAGGGGACUCGUUCUACAUCCGGGUCAACCUGGCCCUGCAGGGGAGGGCCGAGGGGGAGCUGCAGGUAUAUUGCAAUGACAUCCUGCACAUCACCGACACCAUGUUCCAGAGCCGCAGCUGCUGGCAUGCACACCGCAUCAACCCAUACACCAUGAAGGCUGCAGAGCAUGGCACCAUCCCCAACUACUCGCAGGCUCAGCAGCGCCUCAUCUCCCUCAUCCAGGACAUGACUCAGCAGUGCUCUGUCAUCCGAAAGUCUUCCGUGGGCCCACAGAAGUUGGUGCGCAUUGUGAGCCUGGACAGAGCCAGUCCCUCAAGGUCGUCCUGUGAGGAGGGCCAGGUGGACCCCAGCGGGGUAGAAGACCACGCCAGCGUGUGCUUCUGGGCAGAGAGCUGCUUCACCCUGGCGCCCUACACCCAGGUGCACCCCCACAGGCCCAGCCGGCCCCGGCCUGUCAUCUUCUCGCCCAGGAUAGUAGGGAAGAUCCUGAGCAGAAAGCUGUGCCUCCUCCAGGGAUUUAAGAAGUGCUCCGCAGAGUACCUGAGCCAGGAGGAGUAUGACUCCUGGAGCCAGAGAGGGGACAUCAUCCAGGAGGGAGAGCCGUACGGUGGCCACUGCUGGGUGACCCGCCAAGCUGUGGAGUCGCUCAUGGAGAAGAAUACCCACGCCCUGCUGGAUGUCUGGCUGGACAGCGUCUGUGUCCUGCACAGGAUGGACAUCUUUCCCAUCAUCGUCCACAUCUCCACCAAUGAGAAGACGGCAAAGAGACUCAGGAAGGGCCUGCAGCGGCUCGGGAUCUCAGAGGAGCAGCUCCUGGAGGCCUCCAGGCAGGAGGAGGGGGAGCUGGACAGAGUGCCCUGCCUGUACAGCAGCCUGGCCCCUGACGGCUGGAGUGACCUGGACGGGCUGCUGGGCUGUGUUCGCCUGGCCAUUGCGGACGAGCAGAAGAAGGUGGUGUGGACAGCAGAGAGCCCCUGAUGACAAUGUCUCGCCCCUCCUGAGGCUGUGGGACCUCUAUAUGCCCAUUAAUGCUGCUUUUCCUCUGAGCCAGGGCCUUGGGCACAGCUGGAGCUGCCCAGCCCACAAGCCCAGCUCUUCUCCCUUGGGGUCUAACCGUACACCCUCACCCCGCAUGGGUCCUAAGCGGUCAAGUCCCCGUACCCGCUCACCCUGUGUGUAAGCCACUGCCACCCUUUGCCAGGACUGGGUAUGGGCUUCCUGGGGCGCCAAGAACAUCUCUGCAGUGUGUGCGGGGCGCUUCCCAGGCCUCCCCAGACCUCCCGGGACACCUGAACAAAUGUUUGGUCUGACUGGGAGGGCUGCUCCUUCCUUUCACGUUCAAGGUGUCAAAGGGCACCUUUUGAGCCAACUGGAGCCACUGCCCCAGCCCAAGACAGGCGCAGAGCUGUGCAGCGUGACCCCGGCUGGCUUUUCUCAGUUCCUGAUGGCUCAGAGCUGCUUCAGUGCCGCUCAGCCACAGACACCUGCGUGUUCACUUGUGAACCGAGUCCCUGUGAUGGCGCAGCAUACCCACAGGUCUGUACCUUGUGGCCUCCACGCCUGGCUCUGGGGACCAUAGGAUUGUCCUGAGAGAUGCCUGACAGGACCAGCGGUCUUCUUGGUCUGCAAAACUGUGACCCCCCAGCCCUGUCUGGGCCCUGCAUCUUCACCCCACCUCUGGGGUGUGGGAGCAACUCUGCUCAUGCCGGUGAGCGCCCCCAUGUGCCCUUGACUCCCGCCCAUUUCGUGCUGUACACACUGGACAUCAUUCUCAGUGUCUCUGUGUUAGGGUGUAACCCUAGGGUUCAAGUUGCUAUUGUCAUCAAUGAAUUAAGUA
Fukomys damarensis (Damara mole-rat) is the source of this 10013-nucleotide messenger RNA. RefSeq names its product caspase recruitment domain family member 14 (gene Card14). Gene Ontology annotation, molecular function: protein binding. The coding region runs from base 5777 to 9154 and encodes 1125 amino acids. Gene Ontology annotation, biological process: regulation of apoptotic process. The transcript is spliced from 22 exons. The record is from RefSeq and is a predicted model, not a curated record. NCBI's taxonomy places the organism in Eukaryota, Metazoa, Chordata, Mammalia, Rodentia, Bathyergidae.